Messenger RNA from Stereum hirsutum FP-91666 SS1, 727 nucleotides. RefSeq lists its product as uncharacterized. Bases 105 to 521 code for a protein of 138 amino acids. The transcript has 8 exons. The record is from RefSeq and is a predicted model, not a curated record. Lineage: Eukaryota; Fungi; Basidiomycota; Agaricomycetes; Russulales; Stereaceae.
CGCCUCCUUCUACCAUCUCCAUCGGCUUCAGCUACAAAUUCAAAGCUUCCAGAUCACUUUCGAAUCAACUAAUAUCCCAACUUUCCAAAUCGCAACAACGUACGAUGGGCUGGCAAAAGACGUUCACGCUCGCGAAACGCGGGAAGGGUUGUCAUCUCGUGACGGAUGAAAUCGCACAGCACCUCGAGUCCGGGCUGAGAGGUGUACAGGUCGGAAUGUUGUUCCUCUUCAUACAGCACACCUCUGCUGCUUUGACGAUCAACGAGAACUACGAUAGAGACGUGCGAAGAGAUAUGGACAUGGCGCUGGAUAACGUUGUGCCGGAGUCUCUGAACUGGAAACAUACCGACGAGGGCCCCGACGACUCCGUCUCACACACGAAAACAUCCCUAAUCGGCACUUCCAUCUCCGUUCCGAUUACGGACGGACGUUUGAACCUGGGGACUUGGCAAGGGAUCUAUCUGACGGAAUUCAGACAUCUGCCGCACUCGAGGCGAAUUGUGGCUACUAUCCUGUCUUAAAUCGCCGAGUGACUGCGGGAGGAUGUGUGUAGAUGAUUUGAAUGAUGAUGGUGCUUGUACAAACUACUUUUUCGAGGAAUGAAUGGUCAGAAGUGUAUUUUUUGUGGACGGGUGCUUUGAAGAGCUGGAGGUCUCGGUGAUCGCGCAGGUCCUAGUGGGCAUGUCGGUUGAUGAGGAGCUGUACUAUGUUAAUUGUUUGGCAAGGC